Lodderomyces jiufengensis is the source of this 1386-nucleotide messenger RNA. It is a transcript of the gene RIT1, whose product is annotated as tRNA A64-2'-O-ribosylphosphate transferase. Gene Ontology annotation, cellular component: cytoplasm. The record is from RefSeq and is a predicted model, not a curated record. Gene Ontology annotation, biological process: charged-tRNA amino acid modification. Gene Ontology annotation, molecular function: tRNA adenosine(64)-2'-O-ribosylphosphate transferase activity. NCBI's taxonomy places the organism in Eukaryota, Fungi, Ascomycota, Pichiomycetes, Serinales, Debaryomycetaceae. Bases 1 to 1386 code for a protein of 461 amino acids. The transcript has a single exon.
AUGGAUUCAACUAUCAUAUUUAAUAAAAAUAAUGAUAUUAAUUUAAUAAACAAGGAAUUGAAAAAAUCUCUGUUGUCUUUUAAGAAUAGAUUACAAUCAAUUAUAUACGAUUCAAAAUUUGUACAAUUAGUUCAUGAAAAUUUAGAAUAUCCAAUAAUCGCAAAUGAAAGGUGUGGAUUAUGGUAUACCCCCACCAACUCGGAUACUUGCUAUUUCAAAUCAACUGAUGGUCAUACUAAUGUAUGGAGCUUUUCCACUAGGAGAUUAAAUUUACAUUUAUUACCUAUAAUUCAAGAUAAUGGUGGGAUUAUGAUUGUGGAUUCUACAAGAAGAGGUAAACCAAUACCUGAUGCAUUAUCAAAGACUAUUCCCAUUUGGUGCGCCGUGUUGAAUACAAUUCUAUACGAACCAAAAGAAGAUUAUUGGUUAAGGUUACCUGAUUUAGUUCCUAAAAGUGAGUACAAUUCAAUAUUAAACUUAAUACCGUCGUUUAUAGAGGUUAUAAGAUCAAUGAAUUUAUUCACUAAAGAAACUCAUAAAUUAGACAAACCUUUAUUACCCAGAUGGUUUUACCCAGGAUGUUCAUCUCAAGAUUUGGACGAUUCAGUAUAUAAUAUAUGUUUAGUAUCAGCUUCCAAACAAGUUCCCAUACAUAAAACUAUGAAUGUGAAGACUAAGAAUGCUUCAGUAAUUCAAUUUGAUUACGUUCAAGGGUCAGCGGACGAUCAUGAAUUAUGGGUUCCUAAAUCGCUACAGUCAUCUUUUGGACCAAUUCAAUUUUGGAAGAUUUUCGAUCAGUUGGUAGAUAAAUCAACUGGGUAUAUUCCUUCAUGGAUGAAUCAAAGAGAACUAGAAGAACUGGUUCAAAAUUUGUUGCCAAAGCAAGACGGGCCAACUGACUUGGAUCCUAGACCAAUUGGAGAUACGGGUAUUUAUUUUGGGUCAAUUAAUAGAAAUAUCGAGGCUAGUGAAUUACUGAGCUUCAAAACUGCUAUCAUUCUUAGUGAUGAGUACAAAGUCAUUUCUAUUCCAGGAAAUAAAGAGGAACAGACUUCAAAAAUACUACAGUAUAAUGUGCCGAGUAAUAAAAAAGGUUCAAAUUUGUUGAGAACAAUUUUACCAGAUAUAAUGUCCAGAAUUGACUUAUCAAAUACACCGAUAGUAUUACUAUGUGGUUCGGGUAAAGACAUUAGUGUUGGUGUAGUACUAGCAAUAUUAUGUACUCAAUUUGAUCUUGAUUGGAAUAGGCUAAAAGCAUUAGAUUCUACUAAACCUUCAAAGACAUUGGUCAAGCAACAUUUAAGUAAAAUAUCAAAUUUAUAUAAAGUAAAUCCUCUGAGAAGUACGUUACAAAGUAUAAAUAAUUAUUUAUUUUCCAAUACAUAA